Molecule: messenger RNA, 2831 nt
Organism: Priapulus caudatus
Lineage: Eukaryota; Metazoa; Priapulida; Priapulimorpha; Priapulimorphida; Priapulidae
Product: serine/threonine-protein phosphatase 4 catalytic subunit
Exons: 8
Coding region: 186-1109 (307 amino acids)
Biological process (GO): double-strand break repair via homologous recombination; peptidyl-serine dephosphorylation
Cellular component (GO): cytoplasm; nucleus
Molecular function (GO): protein serine/threonine phosphatase activity
Source: RefSeq, a predicted model, not a curated record
UUUAUUGCUUCCGGAGUUAUAUGUAUUACAAAAUGUUUCUGAGCUAAUGAGUUAACGCUGUUACCAACACGGCCAGCAAGACAGCAUUUCAGAUCGUAUCAUUUUCUGGCGUUCAUUCAUUUGCAGCGUGACUCAGUGGUCUCACUUUAAUGUGGUGGUUAUAGUGCUCACUGAUUCAUUCCAAAAUGACUGAUUCUAGUGACCUAGACAGGCAAAUUGAGCAGCUGAGGAAGUGUGAGGUCAUCAAAGAAAGUGAAGUGAAAUCCCUCUGUGCGAAAGCACGCGAAAUCCUCGUAGAAGAAAGCAACGUGCAGAGAGUCGACUCUCCAGUCACAGUUUGUGGAGACAUACAUGGCCAAUUCUAUGACUUAAAAGAACUUUUUAAAGUUGGGGGUGAUGUCCCAGAUACAAACUACCUAUUUCUUGGUGAUUUUGUCGACAGAGGAUUCUACAGUGUUGAAACCUUCCUACUUCUACUUGCACUUAAGGUGAGGUAUCCGGACAGAAUAACGUUAAUUCGGGGUAACCACGAGAGCAGGCAGAUCACACAGGUGUAUGGGUUUUACGACGAGUGUUUACGCAAGUAUGGAUCGAUCACCGUGUGGCGUUACUGUACAGAAAUCUUCGACUAUCUCAGUUUGUCGGCCAUCAUCGAUGGCCAGAUAUUCUGUGUGCACGGAGGACUGUCUCCAUCUAUUCAAACACUCGACCAAAUCCGAACAAUAGACCGGAAACAAGAGGUACCUCAUGAUGGCCCAAUGUGUGACUUGCUCUGGUCAGAUCCAGAAGACAUGCAGGGCUGGGGCGUGAGCCCGCGCGGCGCCGGAUACCUGUUUGGCAGCGACGUCGUCGCGCAGUUCAACGCCGUCAACGACAUUGACAUGAUCUGCCGGGCGCACCAGCUUGUCAUGGAGGGCUACAAGUGGCACUUCAACGAGACAGUGCUCACGGUCUGGUCGGCACCGAACUACUGCUACAGGUGCGGUAACGUGGCAGCAAUACUGGAGCUAGACGAACACCUACAGAGAGACUUCACUAUAUUCGAGGCGGCACCGCAGGAGCGACGAGGCAUACCUAGCAAAAAGCCACAGCCAGACUACUUCCUCUGAGAGCAGCUGUGUGUGCUGUAGUCAGAGACUGACUGGGGUGUGAAAGCUACCGAGCUGCUAUUUCUUGGCACUGUGACACGUAGUGUCACUUUUGUGUCUCCCUGAUAGACCUGUACCAUUCAACUGCAUCAACAACAGCAACAGAUUGAGAACCAAAGAUUCGGCACGAAAAAAACGUUUUUUUUCUGAUCGUUUCCUUUGACAGGUCCUCAGGGUUUUGCCUUCCCAAGACAUUGGAGUCACUGUACGCAUUACCAGUAGCUUGUUCUUCAUCAUUUUUCGUAGAUCGUAGAGGUGCUAUUCAGGGUGAGAGUGGGUUAUGUGGCAGAGAAAGUGCCGUGGUCUUUGCUGACAUCCCUGUUUCCCUGUUUCACCCUACUCAAGUAGGCAAGUAAUACAUAAAGUGUGAAUAACUGAAUGACUGCUGGACCCUUACUAUUCCAGUUCACUUAAGUAAUGAUGACUCUCCAGUGCUAAGGACUGCAGUUUGAUGACACAUCGUGCUAGUUUUCCCAGAACAUUUCCUAUAGAACAAGUGUACGUAAAAUGUAUGUUAACACGCGAACCUAUAUUGCGCGUCGUUGCCUCUAUCAGAGGUCUUGUAAUACGUGAAUAUAAUAUGCAUAUGGAGUGUGUCAUGAAAUCCUACAAUGUUUCUGUGGAGUCGUGGAUAAAUGCGGCACGAUGAUCGUGACAAUUACAUGAUCGUGGUGGGGUAUGCUUGCUUGCUGAAGUCUCGCCUGCGGCAAGUCCUAAAUGUUCUGCUGUUCUUGCAGAGGUAGUAUAAUUUCACUGUGGCCGCGCGAUGCCUUUUAAGCCACGACAGGAACACGCUGCUCAAACAGUUAGCACAGAAACUGGAGGCAUUUUAAAAGUCAUAAACGCACCCGUGAGCCUUUUUAAACGUCCUUUUUUAUUCUGACCACAAAUGUUUCACUGCCUUAACCUUGUGUUAUUUCUAACCCUAUCACUCCUCAAUUUUGUUGAACGUCGUGAAUUUUGAUAGCAAGCGAAAAUCAUUCAUACCUGCACGCGUGCGUGUAAGUAACUCUUUGUUUUUAUGUCCUGUUUGUUCUCGUGCCGUCAGUCCACAAUACGGUAUCGAUAAAUUCUUUGUAUCGUACGGUCGUACCGUAACAUACUGUUAUACGUUCUGUGUGGCUGCUAACUUGGCUAAACUGGCACACGUGAUGAAACUGUAUAUAUGGCUAUGGGUGUAACCUACCAGGGACCUUCUUUCUCGCAUGCCCGAAGCUGUGGCAUGCAACUUUUGUGGAGUAUUCGUGUGAAAACCUUGUGCGCUUGAAUUCACUCUGGAGAUGACCAGACAUAUAUAAGGGCACUUUUUAAACUCAUACGUGCUUUUAACAUUGACAUUUCGAUGACAGUUUACUAUCACCGCAAUACAAAUCCACGCAACAUUUAAUCGAUUUGCAGUUGAAAAUAGUAAAGAGCAACUCGUUUGUACGCGCAUACGGCCAUGGCCCAUGUCGCCCUUCAACUACAGAACUAAAAGGAUAGAUGUAUAUUAUUCUUAUGUACUACCCCCCUCCAGAUUCUAGCGAUCGAUUGAGUUGUAACUGUAUAUUGCCACAGCAAUGUCUCCACAUGGUUAUUAGUAUGCGAUAUGACUGGAUUAGACCAGAAUAUGUGUAUUGCCAAGAGUGGAGAUAGCUAUGUGUUUGUUUAUAUUAAAUAAAGCAUUGAUAAGUAUACUGCAAA